AUGCAACAAAACGGGGCCGCGUCCGAUCUUUCCAAACACAGCGCCGGUCAUAACACGGCAACUACGAACGACACUACAGAAGAAAUUCAGCAUCAGCAGAGUGAUCGGUUCACUUUCAGCACCGAGCCAACCCUUGAGGGGAUUCGCCGCAUGCAGGCGGAAUUUACCGACGAGAGGAACUGGAACCAGUUUCACCGGCCGCGGAAUCUGCUACUGGCGCUGGUCGGUGAGGUAGGAGAAGUAUCGGAGCUGUUCCAGUGGCGCGGGGAGGUGGCGGAGGGUCUGCCGGACUGGACAGAGACGGAGCGGGAGCAACUCGCACAAGAACUCAGUGAUGUACUGAUUUAUCUGGUUGAACUUGCCGAGAAAUGCAGAGUUGAUCUACCGCAAGCUGUUCUGCGCAAAAUGGCCCUCAACCGACUCAAAUACCCAGCCAACAAAGUUCAUGGAUCAGCCAAAAAGUACACGGAGUACAAGGACUGACGUGAUUCACUUCAUUGCUGUGGCCAACGACUGGCGUUGAAAGUGAAUAUAAGUGUUUGAAAGAGCAGAUGUUGAAGUAUCGUGUGCCUUAAACAUUUUAAAAGAGUUCACUAUGCUCUUAUAGUUUAAAUUGACUAAAAUCAGCAACUUUAAGUUUCCUUUAAUACCCAAGCGGUUUUACGUUAGGUUUGCACAUAUAUUUUCGUAAGCAUUUUAAUCCCAAGCUUCAUGUGUUUUAUCAAAGCAAAAUUGCAAUUUAAGUUUUUUUAUGCUGUAUAUUGUCUUUGCCUCGUCGAAGUAAAAUGUUUUACAGCCA
This is a messenger RNA of Misgurnus anguillicaudatus (oriental weatherfish), 799 nucleotides long. It is a transcript of the gene dctpp1, whose product is annotated as dCTP pyrophosphatase 1. Gene Ontology annotation, molecular function: dCTP diphosphatase activity. Gene Ontology annotation, biological process: dCTP catabolic process; DNA protection. Gene Ontology annotation, cellular component: cytosol. NCBI's taxonomy places the organism in Eukaryota, Metazoa, Chordata, Actinopteri, Cypriniformes, Cobitidae. The record is from RefSeq and is a predicted model, not a curated record.